Messenger RNA from Seriola dumerili (greater amberjack), 4506 nucleotides. RefSeq names its product Grid2 interacting protein (gene grid2ipb). The record is from RefSeq and is a predicted model, not a curated record. The transcript has 24 exons. Gene Ontology annotation, molecular function: protein binding. Bases 1 to 4302 code for a protein of 1433 amino acids. Lineage: Eukaryota; Metazoa; Chordata; Actinopteri; Carangiformes; Carangidae.
AUGCCGACGUCCAACCAGGGCUGGCCUGAGGAUUUUGGCUUCCAGCUCGGUGGGAAUGGGCCCAGCUACAUCCUGUCUGUGGAGGAAGGCAGCAGCGCCCACCUUGCAGGGUUGCAGGCGGGGGACCAGGUCCUGGAGAUCGAGGGCCAUAAUGUGUCGACACUGGGUCCGCAAGCCGUCAUCGCCAUCGCCCAGACUCAGAAGAACAUCCCUCCCAGUAUCGGAGUGGUGUCCCGCAUACAGCAGAUGGACAUCGUACCAGGUCCGGAUGGUCGUUUUGGGUUCACCAUCGUCGGGGACUGCCCCCUGCUGGUGGAGGACUGCUCGCCUUGCUCUCCGGCUGGCCGCGCAGGUCUGAGGGCCGGUGACUACGUCAUGGAGGUCAACGGCAUCCCCGUCAGGCAACACGAGACGGCCGCGGCGCUGAUCAAGGCCUCCCAGGGGAGGACGCUCCGGCUGGGGGUGCUGUGCCUCGGCCCCAGGCAGAAACACAGCGUCAGCAUAGAUGACAGUCAGAUGGGUGGAGAGGGGGCAAGACUGGACCGUAAACAUAAAGCUCUGGAGUUCAACAGGAAGGUUGACCAGAUUUUAGGUGACGAACCCGAAGUGAAAGAGAAACUCUUCACGGUGCUGAAGCAGUAUGCAGCAGAGAAGAGAGUGGAGUGGUUGGCCUCCGUCCUGCCAGAGGUACUCACCACUGACGAGCAUCGACAGCUCAUCUCCAACAUCAGGAUCUUCAUCCCGAAGAAGCACCGGCAGCGCUUCGAUGAGGCUGUCUCCCAGAACGUGAUCAACCGGCUGUGCCGCAGCAAGAGCAUCAGCGAGCCGCAUGGCAGAGUGCGGCGCAGUCGGAGCGAGGAUCACUCCGAGCGCCGCCACGGGUCCAAACGGGCCAGCUCCGUGCCCAGGGAUGGAGGAGAACCCGGAGGGAGGGGUGAGGGAGAAAGAGACAGGGGCGUAAGGAAGUCCGUCUCUGGGGUACCCGCACAUCCCCCCAUUGGACCGAAUCAGAGGAUCGUUCGUGUCUACAGGGGCAAGAAGAACUUUGGCUUCACGCUGCGAGGUCACGCUCCCGUCUGCAUCGACUCCGUUAUCCCAGAUAGUCCUGCUGAGGAAUGUGGACUGAAACCAGGCGAUCGUAUCCUCUUCCUCAAUGGACUGGACAUGAGGAACUGUUCCCAUGAGAAGGUGGUGUCCAUGCUGCAGGGCAGCGGGGCGAUGCCCACUCUGGUGGUGGAGGAGGGUCCGUCAGACUACUCUUCAGACCAGACCGACCCCGAGGAGUCUCCUGGCCUGGCCCCCGCCACGUUACCACGCUCUAGGUCUCCGGCCCUCAGCUCUUUGCAGUGGGUGGCCGAGAUUCUUCCACCAAGCAUCAAAGUCCACGGGCGGACCUUCAGCCAGCAGCUGGAGCACCUGCUGACCAUCCAGGAGAGGUACACAGUCUGCAAGGCCCUGGAGACUUUCUUCCAGCACAGGAACGUGGACACCCUUAUAGUAGACGUGUUUCCAGUGUUGGACACUCCAGCCAAACAGCUGAUCUGGCAGUUCAUCUACCAGCUACUGACCUACGACGAACAGGAGCGCUGCCAGGGCAAACUGUCACGCUUCCUGGGUUUCAAGAGCAGUGAGCCCGACGCAGGUCCGGAGCACCACCGGCGGAGCAGCUCCAUGCGCGUGACGGGGACGUCGUACCGCGGCAUCGUCCGAGAGAGGAGCUCUGACGACUGCAUCAUCGGGACUCACCUGGGAAUGGGAAUUCAUGUCGAUGAAUCUGGGAGCCCGGAGGAGAGGCAGUCAGGAGAUGGAACCUCCUUCCCCGAGUCCCCUGACCUCAGUCAUAUGACAGGUGUGUACACGGAGCUGGAGAACGUGUACGCAGGGAAGAGUGUGUCUCCACUGCAGGGGGGCUCCUCAGCAGAGCCCGAGAGGCCGGGACAGACUGAGGCCUUCGGGCGCUCACUCUCCCCCCUUACUCUCCCCCCUCUCACAGGUAACCGUAAAUCCGGCCUGUCCCUGUCCUGGAAGGAGCCUCUCCCCACCCCUGUGUAUGAGAUCCACCACCAGAGCAGCGUGGACUCCAACCCCUACGUCAGCCUGGAGAGCCCCCCCGCCUCCCCGCAGCACUUGGACAGCGACCCCAACACGCUCACCCGCCGCAAGAAGCUGUUCACCUUUUCCCGCCCGCCCCGCAGCCGGGACACCGACAAGUUCCUGGACGCCCUGAGCGAGCAGCUCGGCCACCGGGUCACUCUGGUGGACGACUUCGUGCCCGGGGAGAACGACUAUGAGGAGAUGAGUUUCCUGGAGGACCAGGACCUGGGCUUCAUGCCCCGGCAGCUGAGCAGCGGCAGCAGUGAGGAUCACAGUAGCAGCGAUGAGGCCUCCUCUCCCUCCUACUCCUCUGGAUCUGAACCGAUCCCACCUCCUCCCACCCAGAGCCCUCCACCUCCGCCGCCCUUCCAGUCUCUGAUACCCCCUCCUGUCCAGUUUAUCGACCCUGUCCCGCCCGUUCGCUUCUCCCCCGAGCACAUCCCCCGCAGCCGGAUGCCCUUCCAGCCACACCACCCCAUCAUCCCUCCACCUCCGCCCCCUCCGAGGACGCUCCUGUCCAGCCGCUCUCCUCUACACAAAGUGCUCCCGACCAGAGACGAAGCAGAGAACACUCACCAGCGCUUCCAGGCCACCUCCACCCGUCUCUCACAUGGCCACACCACCACGCUGCGCUCCUCCCAGCCGUCCCGCCCCAGCUACCUCCCGCGCCAGCUCAGCCAACCCCAGCCUAUCCGCCAGCCAUCCCCGCAGCCCUCCCCUCAGGUGCUGAGACCGAGCCAGCUCGUCCUCCAGAGGCACCACCAGCUCCACCACCAACACAGCUACCAGGGCCCGCUGCCACCGUCCCUCCAGGAGCUCAGCACCUCCCAGCCUACGAGCCAAGGCCCCGCAGGCUCCUCCCUGCUCUCCCAGCCUCCAGCGUCUCACUCCACCCUCCCCAGUCACACUAAGACUUAUGAGACCACACGACAGGAGACCCAGUCACAGCAGGCUCCACCACCUCCGCCUCCGCCCCUGCCCCCACCCUGUGAUCCGCCUCCACUGCCCAAGCCAGGCCACCACGCCUCGGACACCAACCACAUGAGUGUGAAGAGGCUGCGCUGGGAGCAGGUGGAGAACUCCGAGGGAACCAUCUGGGGUCAGCUGGGCGAGGACUCGGACUACGACAAGCUCACUGACAUGGUGAAGUACUUGGACCUUGAUCUGCACUUCGGGACCCAGCGUAGAUCCAUCUCUCCUCCAGAGCCAGCCUUCGUUCCCGAGAACUUUAAAAAGAAAGACGUGGUGGAGAUUCUGUCUCAUAAGAAAGCCUACAACGCCUCCAUCCUCAUCGCCCAUCUGAAGCUCUCCCCCGCCGAGCUGCGUCAGGUCUUGAUGAACAUGACCACCAACAGGCUGGAGCCGGCCCACAUCAAGCAGCUGCUGCUCUACGCCCCGGACGACGAGGAGGUAAAACAGUACGAGCGGUUUGACCAGGACCCGGCCAAACUAAGCGAGCCCGACCAGUUCAUUUUCCAGAUGCUGAUGGUGCCUGAGUAUAAGACUCGUCUGCGGAGCCUCCACUUCAAGACGACCCUGCAGGAGAGGACGGAGGAGAUGAAGGUUGCGUACGAUUACAUCUACAAGGCUUCAGUGGAGCUGAAGAGUAGCAAGAAACUGGCCAAAAUCCUGGAGUUUGUUCUUGCGAUGGGGAAUUACCUGAACAAUGGGCAGCCGAAGGGCAACAGGACAACCAGUUUUAAGAUCAACUUCCUAACUGAGCUGAGCACGACCAAAACAGUAGACGGAAAAUCCACCUUUCUCCACAUUCUGGCCAAGUCUCUGUGCCAACACUUCCCUGAGCUGCUCAACUUUUCCAGAGACCUUACAACAGUGCCUCUGGCAGCCAAGGUGAACCAGAGGGCGAUCACAGCAGAGCUGAGUGACCUUCACACGACCAUCCAGGACAUCAGGUCAGCCUGUCUGAAGAUCCCACCCACCUCUGAGGACCACUUUGCUUCUGUCAUGAGCAGCUUCCUGGAGAACAGCCACCCUGCGAUCCAGUCUCUGGAGUCUCUGCAGACCCGGGCGAUGGAAGAGUUCUCCAAGGUGGCCUUGUACUUCGGAGAGGACAGCAAGUCCACCAGCACAGAGGCCUUCUUUGGCAUCUUUGCAGAGUUCAUGUCCAAGUUUGAGAGGGCUCUCAGUGAGACCCAGACUCCAGAAAACCCCAGAAGCCCCAGACUGUCUUCCCCUCUGGCCUGGUAGAAGCAACGAAUGCGGGCAGAUGUCGGGCCAAACCAACAAGGCCAGUUGGCUCCAUUUUCACUCUGCUCUCCACAACCAAAGUGCCAAGAUCACACACAGAGACACUCAAACCAAUGGGAACAGAGACCACAUCAUCUAUAGCAAAUGGAAAGAGACAAAAAAAAAAAUGGAAAUAUACUGUAACUAUGUGUAGAUAAUCAUAAU